This is a messenger RNA of Pecten maximus, 1362 nucleotides long. RefSeq names its product serine/threonine-protein kinase TNNI3K-like. The transcript is spliced from 4 exons. The coding region runs from base 130 to 1362 and encodes 410 amino acids. The record is from RefSeq and is a predicted model, not a curated record. Gene Ontology annotation, molecular function: protein binding. Lineage: Eukaryota; Metazoa; Mollusca; Bivalvia; Pectinida; Pectinidae.
ACACUGAGACCAGGAAGAGAUUGUUUGUACUUUAAAAGGAAGACCCCACCGCCUUGGAUCAGUACGUGCACAAUAUGUAGUUCAAUGUUGUUCCAGUGGAAUGUAAUUUGAAAGAGAUAGUAGGCAGCCAUGCCUUCAAAUAUACAAAGUUAUGACUGGAUUACGUUUGAGCGGGAGCGGUACCCUAUAUUAUGGUCAGCUUACAGUGGGGAUCUCGCCGGGCUUCAGCGACAACUGGUAAAUGUGAAGGACGUUACAGGGGUCAAGGACACCCUCACAGAAACGUCCAUACUUGGUUGGGCAGUAGUCGGUGAUCAAGUGACCAUAAUAAAAUACCUGGUGGACAGAUAUCCAAAGCUGUUGACAUUAGGUAACAAAUUUGAUUCAACUCCACUCUUUUUAUGCUCUGUAUCUGGAAACGUGGACAUGUUUAAACUACUGGCAGCGAAAGGCUUGUCUGCAUACAAAAGAAUCAGUUACCUAUGCAAUGUUCUUAUGUUGACAGUAGCCAGAGGUCAUCUAGAACUCACGCGUCAUAUUGUCAAUACAUAUCCUGAUAUGUUGAGGAAAACCUCAACGGAUAAGAUGGACGUCUUUCUGUACUCGUGUUAUUCCGGGAGCAUUGAAAUGUUUAAUUACAUGCUACAACUCAACUUUGACCCGAGAGUGUCUGAUAUCGACGGCAUGAACUGUCUCAUGAUUGCCGCAUAUUGUGGCCACGAUUUGCUCCUGAGGUACAUUCUUGAUAAUGCUGCAAGACUCAGUAUCGACAUCGACAAAACGGACGCCAAUGGUAAUACUGCAAUAUCGUACGCCAUGCUCAGAAAUCAUCAGGAUAUUACUGCCAUACUGAAAGCGUAUGGUGCCAGAGACCCUGAAGUGUUUUUUAAGUCGAAACAGCGCCCAAGUGAAGAUAAACCAGAGUUAACGAUUGAUGAUUAUCUGAGGCUUUUUUCCGGACCUACAGAAAAAUACAGACACAUCCGGGUCGUGUUUGUCGGACCAGAAAAUGUUGGCAAGACAACCCUUUGUCUUCGACUUCAGAAGAAAGAUGUAGAUAUCAGCGUUCGGCAUAGGACUCUUGGUGCCGAACUUUUUCUGCAGUUGUACGAGAUAGGCUGGGACAGCAAGCGAUGGACGGAGUUGAAUAUGUAUAGACCCGAAGUAGUUAUCCAUAAACGGUUAGCAGGAAUGCUUAAAAAAUGCUCUUCUGAUAUAGAAGUGAAGUCUACCGUCAUAUCCCAAAGGGGUGAUGGCACAGAACCAUCAGAUAUAGAAGUGAAGUCUACCGUCAUAUCGCAAGAGUGUGUUGACACCGAACCAUCAGAUAUGGAAGUGAAGUCUACCGUCAUAUCGCAAUAG